AUGAAUGACGAACAACUAAUUGAAUUAGUGCGUCAAUAUCCUGUGCUGUACGAUGUAUCACAUCCAAAAUAUAUGAACACCUCCUUGAAACUCGAUAUUUGGAAUAAGAUUGGUAGAAAUAUAAGACAAGAUGUGUCAGUAUGUAAAGCCAGAUGGAACAACAUAAGAGACAAUUACAAAAAAUGUCUAAGAAAGACAGCAAUGAAGAGGCGGCAAAAUGCAAAAAAAAUAAGACUCUAUAAAUAUUCGGAGCAAUUAAGCUUUUUAAAAAAAUAUAUUGACGAAAGGAAAACUAAUACGAGCAUUGACAGUCAAGAAAAAGGGCAAGAAUAUGACAGGCAAGAAGAAAAUAAUGAAAAUGAUGUAGAAAAAGGAAAAGUUAAUGCAGAGGAACUCAAUAACGUAUUAGAUAUAAAUGAUGAUUUACCAUGCCGGGCGUUUUCUAUUUCAAAUUGCAAUACAUUUGAAAUUCCAACCAAUCCAACGAUACAAAAAACAGCAAUGAAAACAGUGAUACCACAACAAACAGCUUCGUCACAAUUAAUGGAGUAUUUAAUCAAUAAAAAUCCAAAUAAAACAUCAGAACAUCCCGUAGAUGCAUUUUUAACUGGUAUUGCAACAACUUUAAAAACUCUAUCUCCAUACAAUUUAAAUUUAGCGAAAUCAGAGAUUUUCUCCAUAGUGCAAAAAUAUGAGCUGAAAAUGAUUUCGGAACAGCAUUCAUGUCAAGAAAGAUCUAAUCAAAUGUGUAGUUGUGCUUCCAGCAGCUCAUUACCAAUAUCUACUCCACUAUUAUCGCCUACUGAAAAAUUAGAAUUUACAUCAGAAACAUACAUACAACAAUAG
Messenger RNA from Dufourea novaeangliae, 846 nucleotides. RefSeq lists its product as uncharacterized. Gene Ontology annotation, cellular component: nucleus; transcription regulator complex. Gene Ontology annotation, biological process: regulation of transcription by RNA polymerase II. The record is from RefSeq and is a predicted model, not a curated record. Lineage: Eukaryota; Metazoa; Arthropoda; Insecta; Hymenoptera; Halictidae. The transcript has 2 exons. The coding region runs from base 1 to 846 and encodes 281 amino acids.